Molecule: messenger RNA, 2326 nt
Organism: Papaver somniferum (opium poppy)
Lineage: Eukaryota; Viridiplantae; Streptophyta; Magnoliopsida; Ranunculales; Papaveraceae
Product: F-box protein CPR1-like
Exons: 6
Coding region: 271-2079 (602 amino acids)
Molecular function (GO): protein binding
Source: RefSeq, a predicted model, not a curated record
AUUGUAGCUUUAUCGGCUUGGCCACUGACUUCAUCCAUGCGCCAGGCGCCAUCACUGCGUUUCACGGUAACACAAGGCCUGAAGAGAGCGUCGUUCAUUCUUUCCCAACGUUACACGCGUCCAUGCGGCAUGCCCAAGCUAGGGCUUUUAUUACACACAACUGUAGUCUAGAAGAGACUCUAUUUUCUUCAUUCCAUUUUGAAAAAAUUCCCCCUAAAACUCACUCUUUCAAGUAUAGACGACGAAGACGACGAAGGAGAAGCAGAAGAAAUGUCGAUGUCAAACAUCAGCAUGAUUCCAGAUAAGAUCUGCUCAUUAAUCAUAUCAAGGUUACCAGUUAGAUCUGUAUUAACCUGUAAGUGUGUUUGUAGCAGUUGGUUAAACCUAAUUUCUACUCCUGAUUUCGUUGAAAUGCAUCUUAAUUUCCAUAGGGAAAACUCCACUAGUCUUAUGCUUGGAGGUAAACAAGAAGAUAAGAGUGAUGUAAUAUACUCAAUUGGUUAUCAUUCAUUAGCAUCUUCGUUAUUGACUCAAAUUGAAGAUAAUAACAAGAAUAAUGAUGUUGAAGAUAGUAAUACUUCUGUUGAAAUGGAGCCAGUGAAUCUAAGUGGGAUUGUUCGAAUGGAUUAUCCAUUCAAGUAUCUAGGUCUUACCGUAGAUUUAUUUGGUUCCUGUAACGGUUUGGUUUGCUUAUGGUUUCAUGAUGAUUAUUGUGAUGAUAGCCAGCAAUUCUUCUGUCUCUGGAACCCAGCGACCAAAGAAUACAAGAAGAUAUCUCAGGCACCAAAUAAAUUUACUUACUUCCAUAUCAAACUUUACGCUUUCGUUUAUGAUCUCAGUGCCAAGGAUUACAAGUUUGUAAUUGUUGUACAUUCUGAGAUUAACUCUUUAGUCCACGUCUAUUCGUUAGCAUCAGAUGCAUGGACAACCAUUUUAACAACACCUUUUAAGUUUCCUUUUGUACGUAAAUCUGGGGUACUUGUUAAUGGAGAACUUCAUUGGUUAGCUAUGGUGCGAAACGAAUACUGCAUAGCCUCUUUAGACAUCAACAACAAGAUAUUCAAAGAAAUUCAACUACCAUCAGAAACUUUAGAGCUUAUUACUAUGGGAGUGUUGGAAGGGAACCUUUGCAUACUUGUUGAAGGUGGUUUUCAUGUGAUUGAAGUAUGGGCAAUGCAGGAUUAUGGAAUUCGAGAAUCCUGGACCAAGCGCUAUACCAUCACCCAUGAGAAAAUUACUAAGAAAAUUACUCAGCGCACCUCUUAUUUGAAGUUUAUGUGGUAUUUUGAUAAUGGUGUGAUUCUUUUCACGCAUUGGGGUAAGCUAGUUUUGUACGACCCAAAGCAUGGAAGUGCAGUUGAACGAAGUAUGAAUAGCUUAUUGCACAUCAUGUCAGAAGAGAACUAUUCUGAAAGCUUAGCUAUUUUGAACUCUGGUACUUAUGUCGGAGGACGAACAACAAAUAAAGUUUACACGGAGGUUCAGAUUCUUAGGAAUAGAAACUCCAUGCUUGAAGCACGUAACACCGAACUUGAGGCAAUUCAUGCAAAACGUGAAGCAAGUCAUGAUGCACUUGAAGCACGUAAUGCACAACUGGUAGCUAGUAAUGCCGAAUUACAGAGGGAGCUCCAGAAGUGUCAAGUAGCAUAUAAAGACCUACAAAAGCAUGUUGCUGCUCAGAAAGAAGCAGAGGAGGGUAAAAAAGUGGAGGAAGAAGUAGAAACUGUUACAACCAAGUCAAAGGGUCGAAAGAGGAAGGCGGAAACUCAAUAUAACACUAGGAAGGCCUCGAAAGCAGUUGCAACAAUAUCAUCUAGAUCCCGAGAAAGCACAAAUGUCGCAGAUGAGAGUCUUAUUGUGCAGCAAAUGGCGGAGGAAGAGCAAGUUAACCUCCUUCCAUCGGCAGCUGGUGUGACUUUAAAGCCUUACCAAACUAAAGAGGGAUCUGGGACUCUCUCCACUUCCAAGGACUCCUACCAAAAGAUGACUGUAGAAAAGCUGCGUGCCCUUCUAAAGGAAAGAGGUUUGAUGGUGAAAGGAAAGAAGGAUGAGCUGAUUGCACGUCUCAGAGGUAAAUAGAACAAUUGCGUUACAUUUCAAUGUAGGCCUCCAGGGUAUCACGUAUCAACAGGCAUACUUGGUGCUGGAAUUGGGUCAAUUCCGCAAUAUGUUAGGUUUCAACUCAGUGUAUUGAGCUUUGAUGAAUUCCGCACACGGAGUUGAGCUGGCUUAUAAGACUACGUUUUUGUUUUCUCUUCGAUCUUUAAAGAAGAGACCCAUAAAGAUUUGAGACCAAGAACGCGUUUACAGUGAAAAAGUUUACAAG